AUUCGGCGCCCAUUUUGGUAGAUGUCGCUCGCGUCGCCCCGUUCGAAAAUGGCGUUGUGUGUGAAAAGUGAGUGAUGUGUUGACAAAAACCAGCAAUUUGAAAAUGUCCAACGCCCCCACGAGUCGUCGAAAUGGUGCCCAAAAAAUCCGACUGACGAUUCUUUGUGCGAGGAAUUUGGUCCGGAAGGAUUUGUUCCGCCUUCCCGACCCUUUUGCGAAGAUUUCGGUGGACGGUAGUGGACAGUGCCACUCCACCGAGUUCGUUAAAAACACGUUGGAGCCCAAGUGGAACUCGCACUACGACCUGUACAUCGGGCGCAAUGAUUCCAUCACGAUCUCGGUGUGGAACCACCGCAAAGUCAUCAAGAAGCAGGGCAGCGGGUUCCUGGGCUGCGUCCGGAUUGUUAAUUCGCACAUCCAGAGGCUGAGGGACACCGGAUACCAAUGUUUGGAUCUGGGAAAAGCAUGUCCGGCCGACAGCGAACCGGUCAAAGGUCAAAUCAUCAUUUCGUUAUUAUCACGCGAUGGCCCUUGUAGUGGUACACCUUUGGCCGUUGUUGGCCCCCAAGGCGAGUUACGGGGGCCAACUGAUCGCGAUUCUUCGCCCUCAAAUAACGACGAUUUACCGCCCGGCUGGGAGGAACGCCGAACGGAAAACGGAAGGCCCUACUACGUUAAUCACAUCACCAGGUCCACACAGUGGAUUAAACCACAAUCGACCAACAAAACAAGAAGACGCUCCACGCAUCAAAACGAUAAUAAUAACACUAAUAACGAAAAUACGAUAGGGGGCACACAGAUGGGUGUACAGGAAAUUCUGAAUAAUAACACGGGGGAGACCCUCACCCCUAGUUCGAGUACAUCGCCGGUUUCGCCAGUGGUCAGUCCACAAAAAACCACAUCAACGCCUCAAACGACCGACAAUCGAAACAAUUUUAUUACGCUAUCGCCGACUUCGACGUCUGUUAUUCCAGCGCCUAAUAAUAUCAGUUGUAACGCACCGAAUGGCGAAAAUACGAACGUUGUGAGCCCACAAAUGGGGCAAGGGCAAGGCCAAAGGGCUAUCGUGCGCAGCGAAAGGCGGCAAAGGAGUGCAGAGGAGCGAAGGGAUGGGAGCAGCAGGAGGAGGUCAGGGAGGAAUAACAGGAAUUCGGGAGGGACGACAGCCCAAGGGCCGGUUACACAGAACAGCAAGCUGGAUUUGCCUCCCGGUUACGAGUUGAGGACAACUCAGCAGGGACAGGUCUAUUUCUACCACAUCCCUACCGGCGUAUCGACAUGGCACGACCCCCGAAUACCCAAAGACUUGGCCCCCUUGAGCCUGGCUUUGGACCAUUUGGGCCCCCUUCCGCCUGGUUGGGAAAUGCGCCAAACAGCCUCAGGCCGGAUUUAUUUCGUUGAUCACAACAACAGGACGACUCAAUUCACCGACCCUCGCCUCAACACUCAAAUACUCAACAAUAUUUUACGUCGGGCUAGCGCCACCUCAACCACGACGCCAACAACUAGAACUACCCCAACUACGACAACAGCAAGUACAACAUCGCCUUCAACGUCAACAACAACCGUUACGACAACAACGACAACGACAGCAGUGCCUCAAAAUCCGGCACCACUUUCACCGCCGCCUCGCACUCGGAUUGUGGAGGAGUUGCCUCAAAGUCUACUCAACGAUUGCGAUCAUUUACCGAAAUAUCGGCGGGAUUUAGUUGCGAAAUUGAAGACUUUACGAGCGGAAUUAACGGCAUUGCAGCCGCAAAGUGGUCAUUGUAGACUUGAAGUUUCGCGUAAUGAAGUGUUUGAAGAGAGUUAUAGACUUAUAAUGAAAAUGCGACCGAAAGAUAUGCGCAAAAGACUGAUGGUGAAGUUUAAAGGGGAGGAGGGAUUGGAUUAUGGGGGCGUGGCACGCGAGUGGUUGCAUUUGUUGUCGCGGGAAAUGUUAAACCCACAAUAUGGGUUGUUUCAAUACAGUCGGGAUGAUCACUACACGUUACAAAUUAAUCCGGAUUCGGCGGUAAAUCCGGAACAUUUGUCGUAUUUUCAUUUUGUUGGAAGGAUUUUGGGGAUUGCAGUGUUUCAUAAUCAUCAGUUAGAGGGCGGGUUUACGUUGCCGUUUUAUAAACAAUUGCUUAAUAAACCAAUCACGUUGCAAGAUAUUGAAGGGGUGGAUCCGGAACUACACCGGAGUCUCACGUGGAUGUUGGAAAACAACAUCGACGGCGUCCUCGACACCACCUUCUCGGUGGAGAACAACAGUUUCGGAAUCGUAAAAGUGCACGAAUUGAAGCCAAGCGGCGCCACCAUUCCAGUAACCGAAGACAACAAACGCGAAUACGUCAAACUUUACGUAAAUUAUCGUUUUAUGCGCGGAAUUGAGCAACAAUUCCUUGCGCUUCAGAAAGGUUUCACUGAACUUAUUCCACCGUCACUACUUCGCCCGUUCGACGAACGCGAACUGGAACUAGUGAUUAGUGGAAUCGGUUCGAUAGAUAUCGCCGAUUGGCGAAGUCACACACGACUCAAACACUGCACACCUGAAACUCCCGUUGUUCAAUGGUUUUGGCAAGUGGUGGAGUCGUACUCGGAGGAGAUGAGGGCGAGGUUGUUGCAGUUCGUUACCGGGUCGUCCCGGGUGCCUUUGCAGGGGUUCAAGGCCCUGCAGGGGAGCACGGGGGCGGCGGGACCUCGGCUCUUCACUAUACAUUGUAUAGAUUGUUCACCGCAGAAUUUGCCUAAAGCACACACUUGUUUUAAUCGAAUUGAUAUUCCUCCCUAUGAUAGUUAUCAGACGUUGGCCGAUAAGUUGACGCAGGCUGUGGAGGAGACGUGCGGGUUUGCCGUGGAGUGAUAAGAAAUCGUCCGCAUAUCAUUUGGUCUUUUGCAAGACUGAAGAGUGCCUUGCUCUCACGGUUACGGUUCAAAAGUAAGUGCCUAAGCUAGUCAUUUCACGCUCGUAGCUCGCUUCAAAACCAAAUUCGCUUUCCGAUUAAACCAACACUUUGCCUAAAUGUGACAUAUUGGUGAUAGAAAAUGCCUAAGCGAUGGCCAAAAAGUGCUUUAAAUCAACAAUAAAGAUUCUAUUGUAGCUGUUGUUAAUUGAUGAUGUUUAUCUCGGUAAAAAGACAAAUCUAUUUUUAUGUAAUUUCCUCGGAGGAAUGGAGUAUUUGUUUUGUGAUUGUUUCUCUGUAAAUAUUGCAUACGAACUGAUUAUAUGAUUAGGUUAAUGAUUUGAUAAGCGGUAUUGUGAUUUUUUCUAUAAUUUAUCGACUUGUACAUAGUUUUAACUUUUGCACCUUUUGUUAUCUACUUUGUACAUUUUUUUCUAUUUCUAAAGUAAGGAUACACAAAGCAAUAUUGUAACGUUAUAGUGAUACGAGUUUUUAACCGCACUUGAUUAUAUCACGUAAUGAAACGUUUCGUAAUGAUAUUUUUUAAGUUACUGUUUAAUUCUUUCAUGAUCACUACAAGAAUACUCCACGAUGUACAUAAGCUGGCUGGUUUUGUUCCCUUUCUCAAUACGUCUGUUCAUUUUAGUGAUAAUUUAAUUGUGGUGUUUAUGUUAAGAUUUAUUUGUAUAUUGCAUUCAGAUGAAUAUAUUUUAAACUAUUUUAUAAA
Messenger RNA from Tribolium castaneum (red flour beetle), 3615 nucleotides. It is a transcript of the gene Smurf, whose product is annotated as SMAD specific E3 ubiquitin protein ligase. Gene Ontology annotation, biological process: protein polyubiquitination; proteasome-mediated ubiquitin-dependent protein catabolic process; negative regulation of BMP signaling pathway. Bases 104 to 2848 code for a protein of 914 amino acids. The transcript is spliced from 8 exons. The record is from RefSeq and is a predicted model, not a curated record. NCBI's taxonomy places the organism in Eukaryota, Metazoa, Arthropoda, Insecta, Coleoptera, Tenebrionidae. Gene Ontology annotation, molecular function: ubiquitin protein ligase activity; protein binding. Gene Ontology annotation, cellular component: cytoplasm.